Molecule: messenger RNA, 3466 nt
Organism: Bombina bombina (fire-bellied toad)
Lineage: Eukaryota; Metazoa; Chordata; Amphibia; Anura; Bombinatoridae
Gene: MARK3
Product: microtubule affinity regulating kinase 3
Exons: 18
Coding region: 531-2789 (752 amino acids)
Biological process (GO): protein phosphorylation; intracellular signal transduction
Cellular component (GO): plasma membrane; cytoplasm
Molecular function (GO): protein serine/threonine kinase activity; ATP binding
Source: RefSeq, a predicted model, not a curated record
GAAGCGGGCGGCCAUCUUGGAUGGUGUAGGGAGCAGCGCGGAGGAGGAGGGGGGAAACAGCAGAGCGGGCAUAAUAUCGCAACCUCCAUGUACAUAUGCACCGUUCAAGAUCACCGGCCUCUAAACAACUUGGGUCCCGAAGUCCUGCACUCCCGGCUCGUGAAGCGUAUCUCUCUGGAGCCUCGCCCCUGUGACAUCUCCCCUCAGCCGGGGCCUGUGAACCUGGUGGUCUCCGCCGGUUUGUCGGGCGGCCCCAGACCCUUACUAUUUCCCUAGGUUACAUGUUUGCACUUUAUUUGUAUAUAAACGAUGGAAACCGUGAUCUAGGACCAACUCGAGCACCCCAGACUAGGAACUCUAAGUUAUGUGUAUAUAAUGAGCUCAGGGGGCACUGGAGGGUGUAUACAGCGGUGAAGGACUGGCAGACUCCAGGACAGCUCGAUGAUCUGAGCGUCUCAUCAGUAGACUCGUCCAGAACCAACAUCUUUCUCACUUCCCCCUAUUGCUAAAGGUGCUCAAAAGUGAUUACAAUGUCCACCAGAACGCCCCUUCCCACGGUGAAUGAACGGGACACGGAAAAUCACACAUCUCAUGGAGAUGGUCGUCAAGAUGUUCCUGCACGACCUGGGCGUUCAGGAGCACGCUGUAGAAAUUCUAUAGCAUCUUGCGCUGAUGACCAACCACACAUUGGAAAUUACAGGCUUCUUAAAACGAUAGGCAAAGGUAACUUUGCUAAAGUAAAACUGGCCCGGCAUAUUCUCACAGGCAGAGAGGUGGCAAUAAAAAUAAUUGACAAAACGCAAUUAAACCCAACUAGUCUACAAAAGCUCUUCAGAGAAGUACGAAUAAUGAAGAUUUUAAAUCAUCCGAAUAUAGUUAAAUUAUUUGAAGUAAUUGAAACAGAAAAGACGCUCUACUUAAUAAUGGAAUAUGCAAGCGGGGGGGAAGUGUUUGACUAUUUGGUUGCACAUGGAAGAAUGAAGGAAAAAGAAGCUAGGUCAAAAUUUCGUCAGAUAGUAUCUGCAGUGCAAUAUUGUCAUCAGAAACAUAUUGUUCAUAGAGAUCUAAAGGCAGAAAAUCUUCUAUUGGAUGCAGAUAUGAAUAUAAAAAUAGCGGACUUUGGCUUUAGCAAUGAGUUUACAGUUGGCAACAAACUGGACACAUUCUGUGGAAGCCCACCGUAUGCUGCCCCAGAACUCUUCCAGGGAAAGAAAUAUGAUGGUCCAGAGGUUGAUGUAUGGAGCUUAGGGGUCAUUUUAUACACUCUUGUGAGUGGAUCUCUACCCUUUGAUGGACAAAAUUUAAAGGAAUUAAGGGAAAGAGUGCUUAGAGGAAAAUACCGAAUCCCUUUCUAUAUGUCCACAGACUGUGAAAACCUUCUUAAACGUUUCUUGGUGCUAAAUCCAACCAAAAGAGGCACUCUAGAGCAAAUUAUGAAGGACAGAUGGAUAAAUGCAGGGCAUGAAGAGGAUGAACUGAAGCCAUUUGUUGAACCAGAACUAGAUAUCGCUGAUCAGAAACGAAUAGAUAUAAUGGUAGGAAUGGGAUAUUCAAGGGAAGAGAUUCAAGAAUCUCUUAGCAAGAUGAAAUAUGAUGAGAUUACUGCAACAUACUUGUUGCUUGGGCGGAAAUCUUCAGAGCUGGAUGCAAGCGAUUCAAGCUCUAGUAGCAAUCUGUCACUUGCUAAAGUCAGGCCAAGUAGUGACCUAAACAAUAGCACUGGACAAUCCCCUCAUCACAAAGCGCAACGCAGUAUCUCUUCCAGCCAAAAACCCAGACGGUACAGUGAUCACGCGAAUCCUGCUAUCCCCCCUGCAUCCGCUUAUCCAAAACGGAGCCAAACCAGUACAACAGAUAAUGACUUGAAGGAAGAAGGGGUACAGCCUAGGAAGUCCACCAGUGCUGUGAGUGGAAGAGGAGUCACUCCUCCCAGCCCCAUGCUUGGAAAUGCCAACAAUCCAAAUAAGGCCGAUAUCCCAGAACGGAAGAAGAGUUCCGUUGUCCCUAGUAGCAAUUCUACAUCCAGCGGAAUGUCCCGUCGCAAUACUUAUGUGUGCAGUGAGAGAGCUACGACAGACAGGCAUUCAGUCAUUCAAAACGGCAAAGAAAACAGCACAAUCCCUGAGCAAAGGACUUCAGUGGCUUCAACCCACAGUAUAACCAGCACCACUACACCAGACCGUAUGCGCUUCCCAAGAGGAUCAGCCAUCAGAAGCACUUUUCAUGGCCAGCUCAGAGAGCGGCGCACAGCUACUUACAACGGACCACCAGCUUCACCCAGUUUAUCUCAUGAAGCAACUCCUCUGUCACAAACUCGAAGUAGAGGCUCCUCUAACCUUUUUAGUAAAUUAACUUCAAAAUUAACUAGAAGAAACAUGUCAUUCAGAUUUAUAAAAAGGCUCCCGACCGAAUCUGAGAGAAACGGGAGAUAUGAGGGCUCAAGUCGUAAUGUGUCAGGGGACCAGAAAGAUGAAAAUAAAGAAUCGAAGCCAAGGUCGCUGCGUUUUACUUGGAGCAUGAAAACCACGAGUUCCAUGGACCCGAAUGACAUGAUGCGGGAGAUCCGCAAGGUUCUGGAUGCCAAUAAUUGUGACUAUGAACAGAGAGAGCGUUUCUUGCUCUUUUGUGUCCAUGGAGAUGGGCAUGCAGAAAACCUUGUCCAGUGGGAGAUGGAAGUGUGCAAACUCCCAAGACUCUCUCUAAAUGGUGUUCGCUUCAAGCGAAUAUCUGGAACAUCUAUAGCUUUCAAAAACAUUGCUUCCAAAAUUGCCAACGAGUUAAAGCUGUAAAAUAGACGAGCAAUCAAAUUGUAAAUUACAUAGCAAAUUCAAAGUGUUUUCAUGAGAACACUGGUUGUAAUGUAUAGAACUAUAGGCAAUAAUUCCUGCAUCUCCUCAAUUAUGAUAUUACAAAUAUGGAAAUGGAACAAGCUGCUGAGAUGAAAGGAAGAGUCGGACUUUUUUUAUAUAUAUAUAUAUAUAUAAGUGCACUACAGCAUUAAAGUUGCCUACCAUGUAAAUUAUUUACUACUGCUUAUUUUCUGUGCUCUCUCCAUGACAAUGUUAUCCAUAUAAUAUAUUCCCUUAUUGAUAUGCAUCCUGUAUGUGUGGGCAAGUAUGGAUGUCAGUUUGAGUUGAUCAUGUAGUAUUAUAAAUUGCUAUUUAAUGGCUUAUAUUUAACUCAGCGAUUUACUAGGUAUCUGAAAUCAAUUUUUUUUUUUUUUAAUACAAUGUUUUUUUUCAUACUUUGUUUUUUUUUUGUUUUUUUGUUUUUUUUUAUGUUAAAAAAGAAAACAAGCCUCUUUGGAAUUUGUAUUUGCAUUAAUUUCAUAUGUUCUGUUCUAAAUUAGUCAAUUUAUGUCAUACAUGAGGAAAAAAGAUCUAGUCACAAGUUUGAUAACUGUAAUGACCUGAUAGAAUUGAGCUGGCCAGCAAUUAAAAUGUGUCCAUGCUAAAGAAAUCUACAA